GCAGUCACGAAAGUUGAAAGCUAGCUGCUCUACUUUAUUCUUAUCACACACACACACACAUUGACAUCUGCUGUAAUUGUAAAGAGCCUACUUUUUACUGCAAGUCAGCGUAGCGCCUACAAAGUCGCUGCCAACUUAACUUUUUGCGCUUGUGCGUUUGCUUUUCACACUCUUGUGCCCCCCGUUGCCCACGCCCCGUUGGAGGCGUGCGCCCAGAACAGCCGUCAAGACGACUUACUCGAUCAUGAAGAUGAGCUCGCCAAGGAUCAUGCAGCAGAAGCGGAGCAGUAAAUCAUCGAAUUCGUCGCGUGUCUCGAUGACCACGUCGACGGCCGAUGAGAAUCUCAUCGAAUCGAAGCUCUUCAGCUGGAUGCGGCUCUUUCGCUUCGCCUCGCUGCUCUGUCGCGCCGAGUAGAGAGGAGAGAGCAGAAGAGAAUUGUUCUCUCUCCCCGAUAUGCUCUUCUCUAGUUGCUAAGAGACAAACCCCACAAAGCUAUCUCUCCUAUCUCUCUAUCCUAAAACAAAUAGAAUAAUGGAAAAUGCAUUCAACAAAGAUACACAAAAAAAAAAAAUCUAAAA
This is a messenger RNA of Drosophila sulfurigaster albostrigata, 579 nucleotides long. RefSeq lists its product as uncharacterized. The record is from RefSeq and is a predicted model, not a curated record. The transcript is spliced from 2 exons. NCBI's taxonomy places the organism in Eukaryota, Metazoa, Arthropoda, Insecta, Diptera, Drosophilidae. Bases 245 to 415 code for a protein of 56 amino acids.